UGCUUCACAGAAAUUGUUUUGGAUGAGAAAACCAAAAAGGAACUCUUCACAGACACCUUCUGUAGAGUGUGUGGAGCAGUUCUACAAUUUGAAUCCCACAGAAAUGCACAUUAUGAGGGAAAGAGACAUGCUCAGAAAGUUCGCCUUUACUUCUUAAAUAAAGAACUGGAAGAAAUGGCAUACAAGAAGAAAAUAGAUGAGAAAGUAGAGCGCAUUAAUUCUCGUAUUUCAAGGCCUCAUUCACAGACCAGCAGUUCAGCGGAUCAACAAUUAGCCCAGGAUAGAAACAAGUUUUGUAGCUUGUGCAACAUGGUAUUCAGUUCUCCGGUUGUUGCCCAGUCACAUUAUGUGGGGAAAAUUCACAGCAAAAAGCUGAGGCAGUUGUCUGGGGAAACAAAUGAGUGGACAGCCGAAGUCGGUGAGUCCUCAAUGACCGCUCCUGAUGAAGCAGCUAUUCCAGCUGUUCCACCUGUCAAUGAGCAAGAUGAUGUCACGUCCCCUCCGUCAGAGAAAUCCAACCAGCAGGAAGCGAGCUCCGAGCCAUCCCCUGCUGAUACUGAGAUUGAUCUCAGUGACCCUAACAAGUACUGCAAGCUCUGCUGUGCCUCUUUCAACAACCCAUCGGUGGCUCUGCAGCAUUACAAUGGCAAGAAACAUGCUCGCAAUGAGUUACGACGGAAAAUGAUGGAGGAGAUGGAAGAUACGGGGCUCUCAGUGGACUCAGGGGGAGAUGGGAUGUACGUGUGUCCAAUCUGCAGCAUUACCCUCACCUCCAUAGAGAUGUACCAAUCCCAUAUGCAAGGAAACAAGCAUCAAAUCAAGGAAAAUAUAGUGGCCCAUUUAAUGAAGACAACAAAGAAGAGCUAUGACUCUUUUGAGAAUGAAUUAGAAGAUUAUAUAAAAGUCCAAAAGGCUCGAGGCUUGGCACCAAAAACUCAGUUUAGACCAGAAAAAGAUCAGCAAGACAGUGCUGAGGAAACAGAACCGGCACCAAUUCAUCCAAACCCCAGUCCUGCUGCUUACAAAUACUUUGGUCAUAAGACCCGGCCAUAUUCAUCUUAUAAUUCCCAUCAUGCAAGUGAUCCUAGAAUGGCUACCUGGGAGCUGGCUUACUGGCCACCAAAGCCCUCAAGGAUGACCGUGAAAACAGCCCCACCCAGAAAACAUCCUCCCCCCAGCCCUGACUCCAGUGAAUACUCUUCUUCAGAAGAUAGCAGUGACUCCCACAAAAAGGAGAAACGCCAUAAAGGGGAACACAGAAGCAAAGAGCGGAAACACCACAGCAAAUCAAAGCGAGAAAAUGGGAGCAGCGAGCGAAAGAAGCGAAAAAUCGAGGAAACGGACUCAGGCAAAGAAGACAGCGAAAAAGAAAAGAAAACAGAGUCUUCUGGAGACAAACCCAAACAAAAAAAAGAAAAGAAAGAUAAGUUGCCUACUGAUAAAGAGAGUAAAAAACACAAAAAGUCCAAAAAAGUGGAGGACCAACGAACAGAGGAGGAGAUGUUAUGGGACGAAUCCAUCUUGGGUUUCUAA
Messenger RNA from Staurois parvus, 1533 nucleotides. The record is from the annotation of a GenBank genome assembly. Lineage: Eukaryota; Metazoa; Chordata; Amphibia; Anura; Ranidae.